Acanthopagrus latus (yellowfin seabream) is the source of this 1917-nucleotide messenger RNA. RefSeq names its product EF-hand domain (C-terminal) containing 1 (gene efhc1). Gene Ontology annotation, biological process: mitotic cytokinesis; cilium-dependent cell motility; mitotic spindle organization. Gene Ontology annotation, molecular function: alpha-tubulin binding. Gene Ontology annotation, cellular component: axoneme; mitotic spindle. The coding region runs from base 166 to 1848 and encodes 560 amino acids. The transcript has 10 exons. Lineage: Eukaryota; Metazoa; Chordata; Actinopteri; Spariformes; Sparidae. The record is from RefSeq and is a predicted model, not a curated record.
CGUGCGUCUCCAUGGAGACAGUAAACUCACCUCGGGGGAGCUGCUGGAAGCUUUAACGUCCACACGCUAACAAAACCUCAUUUCAGCCACAUUUUUACGACAAUAAUACUGUUUAACAUCGUAUAGAGGUGAGGAAGUAGGCGAACAUACUUCAAAAAAAGAGCAAUGUCGUGGAACUGGAACAGCCACGGGCUACCAUUUUUACCGGGAUACUCAUUUCGGGAUGUAACGAAGUCAGCCUUCCAUCGUCCACAGACACUGGGCUACAAGAAUGGCUAUGCUCUGUCCCGUCGCCCCGCUGCAGGCAUUGGACAGGAUCCCCUUUUAUCAGAGCAGCUGAUCCAGCAGGAAAUCAGUGAAUUGUCCCUUCAGACACAUGAUAUGACUUAUGGCUCCUAUGAGCGGGACCUCCCUAAAGACUUCAUCCCAGCUCAUGUGGCCCUUGACAAGAAGGUGUUGCGCUUCUAUGCAUACUUUGUGGAAAAAAUCCUGUGCUCCCCUGAAGAGGACUGCCGUGUGCGCUCCGUGGUCAUUUACUACUACCUUGAGGAUGACAGCAUUUGCAUCAUUGAGCCCACAGUGCAGGAUUCCGGGAUGCUGCAGGGGAAACGGAUCAAACGCCAGCGUCUCCCCAAGAAUGAACACGGAGACCAUCACCUGUGGAAAGACCUGAACCUUGGCAUAGACCUGGAGGUGUAUGGGGUCAAGUACCACAUCACAGAUUGUGACGCUUUUACAAAGGAAUUCAUGGAGAGUGAGGGAAUUGUUCUGAAUGAUCCCGAGCCUACGCCUGUGGAUGCUUACAGCAAACGACGCACUAACCCCCAGCCUUCCUUCACAAAACCCUCCGAAUUCAACCACACCCAACAGUUUCUCACCAUGGAUUGUAAGGUGCUGCGUUUCUUUGCCCUGUGGGACGAUGCUGACUCUCUGUAUGGGGACACCAGGCCUGUAACCAUCCAUUAUUUCUUGUCGGACGACACAGUAGAGGUCAGAGAGGAUCACAAACCCAACAGCGGGCGGGAUCCCUUCCCUGUCCUGAUGCGCAGACAGAGGCUGCCCAAGAAAAUCAAACCAGAGUCUGAGACCUUUCCCAGCUGCGUGCUGGAGGUUUCAACACAGGAAGUGGAUGAGUACUACUCCCCCAAAGACUUCCAGCUCGGUAAAACGAUUACGCUGCUAUGUCGUCGCUUCCAGCUGUACGACUGUGAUGGCUUCACUAAAGAGUAUUACCAGGAGAACCAUCCUGACAUGGAGAUGAAACCAAUAGAGGUCCCAAAAAAAACAGACACGUCUCAGGCGACGAAGAAGGAGGUUCCUCCCUACAAUGGUUUUGGUUCACUUGAAGACUCUCUCCAGAACUGUUUGUCUUUAAUUCCCCAGCCUCCCAAAAAGAACAUACUGAAGAUGCUAGAAAACAGCAACAAAGUGCUUCGCUACACUGCCAGGCUGGACUCACAGAAUCCAAAGGAUGAGGGCAGACCUUUCGUACUGUCCUACUCCCUGUCCGAUGACACAAUCAGUAUUUUUGAAAGGCCCACUCGCAACUCUGGCAUCAUCAGUGGCAAGUUCCUGGAAAAGACGCGCGUCCCCAAGCCGGGCACUACAGUGGAGAAUCCUGAGUUCUACUCACCUGCAGACUUUGCUAUUGGAGCCACUGUGGAAGUUUUCAACCACCGCUUUGUGUUGACCGAUGCUGACCACUAUGUCCUGACGUACCUGGAGUCCAUCUCAAGCCAGAUCCCUUGUCAGACACUGGAGUCUUUGAGGCAGAAGCUGGGUGUGGAAACAUCGAGUAACCAGCCAGUUGACCAAAAUGGUGAUGAUGUAGCAGAGCAAUCUUCAUGAUGUCCUGGAAGGCUGGAAUGCCCCAGACGUUGUUCACUACCUAAUUAAAUCUAAUUCAAAGCGUUUGCA